Vanderwaltozyma polyspora DSM 70294 is the source of this 843-nucleotide messenger RNA. Its product is annotated as gag protein. The transcript has a single exon. Lineage: Eukaryota; Fungi; Ascomycota; Saccharomycetes; Saccharomycetales; Saccharomycetaceae. The record is from RefSeq and is a predicted model, not a curated record. Gene Ontology annotation, molecular function: zinc ion binding; nucleic acid binding. Bases 1 to 843 code for a protein of 280 amino acids.
AUGUCUACAUCCACAACCUUUCAUUCCGGAGAGGGAGCAGAAACCACCUCGACGCCCCAGUAUAUGUAUCGUGUAACACUACCAUUCCAUGGUACUCACGACGUGCUUAAGAUUAACAGCUUUUUGAGCACCAUGAGAAUCCAGUUUGAAUUUCACGAUAUCCCAGAGAAGAAACGUAUUCAUUUCGUUGCAAACCACUUUGAAUCUCUUGCCAGUUUAUGGUUCCAUAGUUGGCGCGAGGAUAAUAAGGAUGCCUCUUACGAAACUUUCGUCAAAGCUUUCAAGAAAAGGUUCGAAAGAAUACCUGAUCCAGAGCAACUGUUCAAUGAUAUGGAAAGACUACAACCAAUGGAAAUGGGUAGCGAUGCUUUCAUCACUGAAUUCAAUCGCUUAUAUCGACUAUUGCCGCCGGGAUCACUAUCAUUGGUCGCUGCGAAACACUUCUACCUAAAGAACAUGGAUAGAUCCAUUGCUAUUGCCAUCCGAUUGGCAAACCCUCAGACCUUCGAGGAACUUUACAAUAUUACCUAUGACUAUAUUCCUUACAAGGAAAGAACCUCGUAUACCCCUACCAGGAACGAAAAUGCCAAGUCCACUGAUGAUAUUUUGGCUACGACCGCACCAAUUUACCGUCGUAAUUACAAUCGUAAUGGAUGUACUGACAGAAACAGAGGGAAAGUUGGAAAGAACAAUUACUCGUUACGUAAGGAAAGAAGGACAAAAGGAUUAUGUUAUCGCUGUGGUAAGGCUGAUCAUAGGUAUAGGGAUUGCCCCGAAAGUCGGACAUUUUACAACAGAGUUAGUAAAAAUUUAAAUUUGGCAGGGCCAACUUUAUCGCCAUAA